Molecule: messenger RNA, 1353 nt
Organism: Amborella trichopoda
Lineage: Eukaryota; Viridiplantae; Streptophyta; Magnoliopsida; Amborellales; Amborellaceae
Product: protein IRX15-LIKE
Biological process (GO): xylan biosynthetic process
Source: RefSeq, a predicted model, not a curated record
AAUUGCGUUGUAAAGUAAAAAGGAAUGGAUCGCCUCACAAAAGAAGCCAAACCUUUUUAAUAAUAAUAAUAAUAAAAGAAAAAAUUUAAUAGCAACCUCUGAGCUACUGCCAUCUCUGUCCAGACGUCGAGGAAAUUUACGACUCCUCUGCCUUUUUUAGUAUCAGUUUUUAUUACUUACUAUUCAUUCCGAGGGCAGGCCUUACAGAGAGAGAGGAAAGAUCCAGAAGAAGGGGGGAGGGGAGGUAGUCCAUAUGAAGCCCGCUGCAGCAAAAAUGAUCCUCUUACACUCUUCCUCUUCCAUACACAGACUGCAGAAACAGGGUUACUACCGUUUAUGCGUUUUGGGUUUUAUCUCCUUCCUCACUCUCGCCUCCCUUGCCGCCCUUGUCACAAAGGGAGCACAGCACUUGGCCACCGGCGACUCCGCCUCCUCCUCUUUUUCUCCUUGGGGACAUGGAUCCGACAUGGAAAAGGGGCAGAAGAUCCCUCAAGACAUAGUCCAUGCCCUGCUUCACUACUCCACCUCCAACUUGACAGGGGGCAUGACAGUACGCGAGAUGAGGGCCAUAGCAGAUGUCUUGGUACGCAGAUGCCCCUGCAAUCUUUUGGUGUUCGGUCUCGGCCACGAGAGCUUGGUCUGGAGGGCACUAAACCAUGGAGGCCGGACGGUUUUCCUGGACGAGAGUGAGUACUGGAUUGCCCAUAUUGAGAAGAGGCAUCCUGGUAUCGAGGCCUACGACGUCCAAUACACCACCAAGGUUGCCCAAAAGGAGGAUCUGAUGAGGGCUGCAAAGGAACAGGUGGGUGGAGACUGUAGACCUGUUCAGAACUUGCUUUUUUCUGAAUGCCCUCUCGCCAUAAAUGACCUCCCAAACGAGCUAUACCAGGUUCCGUGGGACGUUGUACUGGUGGACGGUCCCCGUGGUUACAGCCCGUUGGCACCCGGCCGAAUGUCGGCCAUAUUUACUGCUGCCGUGCUCGCCAGGAGCACCAAGAAAGGGAGCCACAUGCCCACCCAUGUUUUUGUUCAUGACUUUAAUAGGGAUGUGGAGAGGGCUUACAGCAACCAUUUCUUGUGCCCUGAGAACAUGGUGGUUCUGCCCGCAGGGGCUGAGAUGCUGGCGCACUUUACAAUCCACGGCACUGGGGAUGCUGCCGUGUCCGGUUUCUGUAGAAAUAACGACAGCACCACUAUCUCCUCCUCUUAGGUUAUUUUCGUCACCAUGUACUGGAAAAAAAUUCCAUUUUUCCUCUCUCUUGUUGCUAUAUUGUUAAUGGUGUAUGUAUUAUUAAUUUUGAGGUAAACAAUUGUUCAUAUAUGUGAUGCGCGGCCGAUAUCUGUCUUGUUUUC